AGACGCCGUUUAAUUGGGGCUGUCAGGCCGCGGCGCGCGCGGAGGGCCGGGCGGGACGGAGGCCGGGAGGCCGGGGCGGCGGGCGUGCAGCUCGGCGGGAGGCGGGCGCCCGGAGACGCGGCUGGGGCCCGCGCGGCCGGGGCGCCGUCCCAGGGCAGGGCUGCCCGGCCCCGGCCCGCCCGCGCUCCCCAUGAAAAACCAGCUCCGCGGCCCCCCAGCGCGGGCGCACAUGUCGGCCUCGGGGGCGUCGGCGGCUGGGGGCACCGGGGCGGGGUCGGAGCCCGGUGCGGGGUCUGGUUCCGGCGCCGGUACCGGGGCAGGCGCGGCGGCGGGUGCGGGGGCCAUGCCUUGCAAGAGCGCCGAGUGGCUGCAGGAGGAGCUGGAGGCGCGCGGCGGCGCGUCCCUGCUGCUGCUCGACUGCCGGCCGCACGAGCUCUUCGAGUCGUCGCACAUCGAGACGGCCAUCAACCUGGCUAUCCCGGGCCUCAUGCUGCGCCGCUUGCGCAAGGGCAACCUGCCCAUCCGCUCCAUCAUCCCCAACCACGCCGACAAGGAGCGUUUCGCUACGCGCUGCAAGGCGGCCACCGUGUUGCUCUACGACGAGGCCACGGCCGAGUGGCAGCCAGAGCCCGGCGCUCCCGCUUCGGUGCUUGGCCUUCUCCUGCAAAAGCUGCGCGACGACGGCUGCCAGGCCUACUACCUCCAAGGUGGUUUCAACAAGUUCCAGACAGAGUACUCAGAACACUGCGAGACCAACGUGGACAGCUCGUCCUCGCCAAGUGGCUCACCGCCCACCUCAGUGCUGGGUCUGGGGGGCCUACGCAUCAGCUCUGACUGCUCAGAUGGUGAGUCGGACAGAGAGCUGCCCAGCAGUGCCACCGAGUCAGACGGCAGCCCUGUGCCAUCCAGCCAACCGGCCUUCCCCGUCCAGAUCCUGCCCUACCUCUACCUCGGCUGCGCCAAGGACUCCACCAACCUGGAUGUGCUCGGCAAGUACGGCAUCAAGUAUAUCCUCAAUGUCACGCCCAACCUGCCCAAUGCCUUCGAGCACGGGGGCGAGUUCACCUACAAGCAGAUCCCCAUCUCUGACCACUGGAGCCAGAACCUCUCCCAGUUCUUCCCUGAGGCCAUCAGCUUCAUCGACGAGGCCCGCUCCAAGAAGUGCGGUGUCCUGGUGCACUGCCUGGCAGGCAUCAGCCGCUCGGUGACGGUCACGGUGGCCUACCUGAUGCAGAAGAUGAACCUGUCGCUCAAUGAUGCCUACGACUUUGUCAAGAGGAAAAAGUCCAACAUCUCACCCAACUUCAACUUUAUGGGGCAGCUGCUGGACUUCGAGCGGACGCUGGGGUUGAGCAGCCCGUGUGACAACCACACCCCCAGCGAGCAGCUCUACUUCUCCACGCCCACCAACCACAACCUGUUCCCACUCAACACGCUCGAGUCCACGUGAGGCUGGGGGCACGGGGCAACGGGCCAGCCCCUCCCGGGCCUCCACAGGGCCCGCAGGGAGGGCCCACGCCUGCUGCCUCUGGCGUGAGGAACCCGGACAUCGCCUGUGCCCAGAGGUGAGCUUCCCUCACCGUCCCGGGGAGGAUGCAGCCCACAGCCAGGCCUCCCCCGGCAGGACUUUCCGGAGGGGCCCUCAGCUCUCAGGCAUGUGGCUUUGGGAGUCCAGCGGGGCCUCGUCCUUGUCCCAGGACACUCCUUUCUGCUGAUGGCCCAGCCAGUUUGGCUAUUUUUUUUUUUAAAGACACAUCCAUGGACCUGAGUUUACUUUUUAUUUUUGGCAGGUAAAUCCGAGCUCCCUGGAGCAGAGAGAGUGUUCAAGCUCUUCUUGAGUUUUCUUUUUUAAUGAAAAGUGUUAUUUUCAGGCUACAUGCAACAGUGGAUUGUAUAAACCAGUAUUUCAUCCCUUUCUUGAUCCUGCGAGAGAAAGAGAGAGAGAAGUGUUAUCAGUUUGUUCUUCUUAUUAUUUCAAAAAGCAAUUCUUGGGUUUUUGUUUUUAAUGGAAAAGACAAACCCUGCGUUGAUCUUGACCAAAAGCGUUUUGCACAUGUGUGAAGCCUCCGUUUCCGCAGCGGCCCUUAAAGGGGUGGUUCGCUGCUCUCGCCAGCUUUGGACUCCCAGGCCUGCCCACACCUCCCACCUCGGCCCAGCCCGACCUGGCGCUGCAUUUGCCUGUGAUGACUGCCGCGAGUGGUGAGUGGUGGGCUGGACAGGUGGCCUUUGCAUUCUCUGCCCACCCAACUGCCCUUCUGGUGGUCCCUGCCAACUGCCCCAGGCAGCAGAGGGAGGCCCUGCCACUGUCCUGCUGGAGGUGGGGCCACAGGGGGCUGCCACGCAGUAGCAUUAACCCUCCGGGCUCAGCCCCGAGGGGGGCCUGGGCCCCAGGCCCUUUUUAUAUGUACCCACUACUUCUGUCUCUUCCUCUCUCUGUCUGUUUGUAGCUGAGGGUGCAGGCCCAGUGGCUGGGGGGGGGGCGUAGGUGGUGGCGCCCAGCCCUGCCUCCCCCAAGUCUCUUCCCUCACCCUGGUUGUUACUUUGGUUCAGCUGCCACUCCCAGCCCCCUCGACCCGUGAAAGCCUGCCCUGUGCUCAUCUUGCCCCUGCCUUCUAUUAAGAAACUUGCACCCAUUUCAAUCCCAGGGCAGGGGUGGGCGGCGAGGAUGGACAAGGAAAGGGGUGUGAGGCUCUGUCCAUCCCCCCACCCCCAUAUCCACAGAACAAAGCCACGGAUUCCGUUAUCCUCCUCCAGUUUUGUUCCUUCUCCAACCUCAGUUCUCCCAGGUGUCAGGACUGCAUGGGGCCCGGGGAGGGGUGAGCAGUCGGGCUGGGGUCCCUGAGCGAGCCAGCACUCAGCAUGUGAGCAAGGCCACGGAAACUCUGCCCCCACUGCAUCUUACCUCACAGGGGUGGUUUUCAGGGAUUCUUUAAGGCAGCAGAUUAAAAUCUUGCCACAGUCAAGAAAUUGACAAAAAGCUUCCAUGCUGUACAUGGUUCUCUUUCUCUCUCUUUUUUACCUUUAAAAAGAAAAACCCAGAAAGAUGCAUCAGAUUUGUGUAAAUGAGGGUAUGCCAAGAGGGUGGCCAGUUUUGCUUUAUGAACUUAUGAAGGAAAAUUUGUGACCCUACAUAUAUAUACACACACAUACAUAUAUAUAUCCCGAUCCAGCAACGGGACUUUGUUUAUAUUGCAAAUAAAUAUUAUUUUUUCUUUAAAA
Messenger RNA from Balaenoptera acutorostrata (minke whale), 3219 nucleotides. RefSeq names its product dual specificity phosphatase 7 (gene DUSP7). Bases 191 to 1450 code for a protein of 419 amino acids. The record is from RefSeq and is a predicted model, not a curated record. Gene Ontology annotation, molecular function: protein tyrosine/threonine phosphatase activity; MAP kinase tyrosine/serine/threonine phosphatase activity. Gene Ontology annotation, cellular component: cytoplasm; cytosol. NCBI's taxonomy places the organism in Eukaryota, Metazoa, Chordata, Mammalia, Artiodactyla, Balaenopteridae. The transcript has 3 exons. Gene Ontology annotation, biological process: negative regulation of MAPK cascade; protein dephosphorylation.